AUGGACAGCGAGACCUGGAAAAAAUUCUGUAUAGCUGCGGAAAAACCCGCGGUGCCGGAAUUGCUACCCUCGGCAGACCCGAUCAAGAGACAACCAACGAGAAUAAGGAGACCCCGACUACCAAUUAGUGAGAACGCAGAGACCACCGAGGAAACUACAAAACCUCCGCCGCUUCCACCAAAAGACUUUUCGACGACGGAUAGUUCGCAAUCUUCGGGAUCUUUUGCCAAUCAGCGAUCUCCGGGAUCAUCUCCUAUACGACAUGCCUAUAGCCCCGAGAGAUCACCAUUGGGUUCUCCAAUUGGAUCGUCAAUCCGUUCGCCUGUUUCUCCGGCGAGGUCACCUGCACGAUAUCAGUCUGGAUUACCAGUUCUGGACUCUAUAGCGCCGCGAUUGACUGCUUCGUCGACUCUGUUGCGCGACAGAGCCUCUAUCAUUUCCGAGACAUCAAUAGACUCGGCCUAUUCUGAACCAUGGAGAACCCACAUGUCAAGUCCUUCCAUGGAGCUGGACCUAUCAUCCGACGAGGAAGAUUUGCUCGAAGUUCCAGACACCGCUUUCAACAACUUUCUUUACAAUGCUGAUCUUGCCGAUGAAUCGGCUGUACCAGAGAAUUCCACAGCUUCUGAAUUGCCAGUCUCAAUGCCGAAGUUGCCUUUUUCUGAGGUGCGACUAGAGACACCCGCAGACAUGAGUUUUGAGAUCCCGGAGAUCGAAGGUGAGUGCGAGGAGACGCAGGACCUGAAGAGCAUAUACAGAGAAUUGGCAGAGCUAUAUCCAUCCCAGGAGAGAGAGUCGAUACUCAAUGGAAAGCAAGUUUCUUGGUAUACCUAUUGGGGCUUGUCAGAAGAAGAAGGUGUUGCUUUGCGUGAUCGAAUUGGAGAGAAAGAGUUCAAAUACCAAUGUCAGCUGUUCGAGCCGGUCUUUUUGGAGGUGAGACUCAGCAACAAUUUCAAAAGAGUCGCAUUCUUCCAGUCUGAAUUUUCCAAGAAGAAAGAGAGUCUCGUGAGAUUCGACUCAGAAGUGCCUGAAACCCUGUUUGAGCCCAUUCUAGAGGUCUACAGACUACAUCGAGAUUAUCUUCUGAUUCCAUUGGUUGACCUUGUGCGAAAACAGAUGUUUAUUGACCCAGAUCAAUUCGCUGACAUCUACUUCAACUGGUACACAAACUCCAAACAAGCUAUCCUGAAUUACUUCAAGAAAGGUUCCAAGAUCGUUUCGCUGCUUGUUACGACCAGAGACAGUCCCUUGGUGCUUUGGUUUGACGAGGUGGAUAAAAGAUACCCUGGACGUGUUGAUGUGAAUGGUCGUGAGCUUUUUCUAUUUUAUUUGCGUACGAGGUUUGGAAGUCUGAAUGUGUCGCUCUCUUCCAUCGCUGAACUAUUGACGAAACGCGGAAACACCAAACUUUCGCACAAGCUAAUGGGCACAAAGCAGAAACUGGAUGCUCUAGCAAGAAAAGGAUGUGGAUAUCUCAAAAUUCAGGAAGAUAUGCGCAUUUGGGAUCACGUUAACUUCAAGCAUUACGCAAAGAUCGUGAAUAUCAACAGCAGAAACCGCAGGUCACGAGGAAUAUUUGCGCUUAAACGCAAAUCUCAUACCGGAUACUCGAACUGCCAUCUGGGAAUUUUGGAUAACUAUGUCGUCCUGCUGAAAAAGGCCAAACCCGCAGGGUUUGAGGUACUGACCUGCCCCAUAGCGAUCCAGAAGUUGGAUGUGGAGUUGGUAGGUGAUGGAUCUGGAGCUGAGUUUUCAAGAGCAAGUUCCGUGAGAACCAUAUCGACGAUCCAAUCAAGAUCGAGUGUGGUAAGUCUCACUUUGGAUAGGGAUCUUUUUACGUUCAGAAUAAGGGAGCUUGAAGAUUCCAAAAAGGGUUUCGUGCUUGGUGAUUCGGAUAGCGCCAGCGUGGAUUUGGUGAUAAGCCAUCUGAAAAAGGCCAAGGAAUUGUAUUAUAGAUGGGCAAUGAAAAUGGUAAAGCUUGGUGCUCUGGAUAGUGAAGUGUUUAGUUCCAGGGAACCACAAGGCUCUCCCAAGAUCUGGGAUACAGACCCUUUGGAACAGGUUAUGGAUGAAAUGCGGCCUUCUACUCAAAAAUCAGAGAUUUCCUCGAGACCAGUUUCUGGUGCAGUAUUUUCCUACAACAACCAGAAGUUCAUGCUGAUUGGCUGCAUAACUGGACUCUAUAUCAAGGAGCAGUCCAAGACGUGGAAAAAGGCCCUUGAUGACGCACCUAUCUUCAAAGUGCAGGUGGUUGACCAAUUAGAACGUGUCUUCCUGCUCAAGUCUUCCACUCUGACCUCGAUGUCUCUGAAAGAUCUCUCCAGACUUGCCAAUGACCCCAGCGUUCGUCUUCCUCUGAAAACCGUUGAAAUUGAACGCAAGAAUGUACGCUACUUCACCGUUGGACAUUCCAUGGGUUCCCUCAGCAUCAUCGAAUAUUUGGAUGUUGGGUCCAAAAACCUGAAAGUGUUUGGAUGGGACAUCGUUAAGGAUGCUCCAGUUCUGAAAGAGAAAAUGAACUGCAGGAUUGUCGACGUUACUGGUCUAUAUGCGUUCGAGAAGUUUUUCGCCAUAACCAGCCAAAAGAUGGGGUUUGGUCUAGCAAACAUAUCUUCCCAGGCAAUGAUCUCAAUUCCAGAGUCAAAAGAUCACAUGGAUCGCGACACAGAGAAUUUAUUCGCCAGAAUCAAAGAUGAGCCAAGUUGUGGAAUGUUCAAGGUGUCUGCUACAGAGUACUUGCUGGUGUAUGAAAGAUAUGCCGUUGUGAUGUCAAAGAGCUUGUACGUCACUACCCCCAAAACCAUUGAAUUUGGUUUCAGAUGCUCCAAUGUUGUCUUUGAGCCUUUUAGUAAGACUUUGAUUGUUUUUGGAAAAGAAUCAGUUCAUUUCUUUUCAAUUCAGCUUUCACCUGGCUUCAGCUUCAGACUUACUUUGGUGUUACCAGCAUCAGACGUGACUUUGCUGAGCAGAAUGCCGAAUCAGAUAAUGUUCUCGGUGGCGAGUCCAACAGGUAGUGGACGUGCCUUGAUUUUGGGAGUUGGUAUGUAA
Molecule: messenger RNA, 3048 nt
Organism: Kuraishia capsulata CBS 1993
Lineage: Eukaryota; Fungi; Ascomycota; Pichiomycetes; Pichiales; Pichiaceae
Exons: 1
Coding region: 1-3048 (1015 amino acids)
Source: RefSeq, a predicted model, not a curated record